This is a messenger RNA of Penicillium subrubescens, 1527 nucleotides long. RefSeq names its product cytochrome P450. The record is from RefSeq and is a predicted model, not a curated record. The coding region runs from base 1 to 1527 and encodes 508 amino acids. Lineage: Eukaryota; Fungi; Ascomycota; Eurotiomycetes; Eurotiales; Aspergillaceae. The transcript has 5 exons. Gene Ontology annotation, molecular function: monooxygenase activity; oxidoreductase activity, acting on paired donors, with incorporation or reduction of molecular oxygen; heme binding.
AUGAGUUAUCUGGCAGAUCUCGUCACGAAUCUUGCCCUCUCGGUGGUGAUUCUUUUAAUCUCUCGUUUUCUCUGGAAUUACAUCCGGUCACCACUCAAGUCCUUCCCGGGUCCUGCUCCUACCGGUUUCACCAACAUCUGGCGCCUGCAAGAUGUCUUUCGAGGGCGAUGCGAUAUCACACAGACUGCUUUGCAUCGCAAAUAUGGAUCCGCUGUUCGAAUGGGUCCGAAUCUUCUCAGUCUCUCUGAUCCAAACUUGAUAAGCCAAGUGUAUAACACGAAGAGUCCGUGGCUGAAGAGUAAUAUGUACAAUGUGAAUGAUGUCGUCGUCUCCGGAAUGCGUCUCAGCAACCUCUUCUCCAGCCAGGAUGAGAAGUGGCAUUCAACGUUUACUCGUCCCGUCAAGGGUCUUUACUCUAUGAGUAGGGUCCAGGAAGUCGAAGAUAAUAUGGAUAUUACAGUGAACCUGUUUCUUGAUAAGCUCCGGGAACGAUUUGUUCGGACCGGAAAGACCUGUGAGAUGACUGACUGGAUCAGCUUCUUUGCUUGGGAUGCUAUGAGUCAGGCUACCUUCUCUCAAGAUCUUGGUAUCCUGGAGGCUGGUAAAGAUUACAAGGGUUUCCUCGGAAGGUCUAACCAGACACUAGACUACUUUGCCUCAAUCUGCCAAAUCCCACUACUGGACAUGAUCUUUGACAAGAAUCCGGUUAUGCGCAUUGGACCUCCAACUUUCGUCUGGGCUAAUAUCUUCAGCCUCGAGCAACUCCAGAAACGUUACCAAGAAGGCAACCCCGGGAACAAGCAAGACUUCCUUGCCAAGUUCCUUGAGAUCAAAGAGAAGAACCCAGAGUUUGUCAACGAUAAUACAAUCAUCCUCUGGCUCCUCUCCAAUGUCCUCGCGGGUAGCGACUCCACCGCCUAUACUAUGUGCGCAGCAAUCUACUACGUCCUCAAGAACCCGGACGUCCACAAGAAACUCUGCGCCGAGCUCCGCGCCGCCAACCUCUCUCUCCCCGCAAGAUGGAAAGAUAUCCAAGGGCUUAAAUACCUUGAGGCUGUGAUGCGCGAGACUAUGCGCGUGCACCCGGGUGUUGGGCUUAUCCUCGAGCGGGUCGUUCCUAAGGGUGGACUGUCUCUCCCUGAUGGCCGCUUUGUACCCGAGGGAGUCACUGUAGGAAUGAACCCUUGGGUGAUCAACAAAGACGAGGGUGUUUUCGGGGCGAACACGGAUGACUUCAUCCCCGAAAGAUGGCUUCAAAGCCCAGGCGAGUCUGACGAGGUCUAUCAAGCGCGUUUUUCCAAGAUGAAGGGUACGGACUUUACUUUUGGGGCUGGAUCGCGCGCUUGUUUGGGACGGUAUCUGUCACAGUUGGAAAGCUUUAAGCUUAUUGCCACGCUGUUUAGUACCUUUGAUAUGGAACUUCCGAGUCAAGAUCAUCAGUGGAAGGUCAUCAACUCGUGGUUUGUGAGACAGAAGGAUCUACCUGUUCGUCUGUCAGAACGAAAAGACGGAGCUGUCGUUAUCUGA